CAACCUCUCAUUAUAUAAUAAGCAAUUUUCCUUCAUUUCUGCUCCCUGCUUUUUCCAUUUCCUUCUCUCAAAAACUCAAUUAUGGCUAACUAUUCUUUCUCUUCUUCAACACAAUCUUCUUCAAUUCCUUCUCCAAAAUCUAGCAUGUUUUACUAUGGUGGAAGUGAAGAUCUCUAUGAUGAGCCUCACUUCCUCCAAGCUUGUUUUCUUUGUAGAAAACCUCUUGGUCAAAACCGUGACAUCUUUAUGUAUAGAGGGAACACACCAUUUUGUAGCAAAGAGUGCAGGGAAGAACAAAUAGAGAUUGAUGAAUCCAAAGAGAAAAGUUGGAAGAUUUCUUCAAAAAGAAGUGUUAGAAAUUCAGAAACCAAUCAGAAUUCUACAAAAAAUAAGACUGUGAGAUCAGACACAGUUGCAGUGGCAUAAUCCUAUGUAUGACAAGUUAUGAAAGAAUCCAAAUUUUGAAAACCAAGAUGAAGUGGAAAAUUAAUUUUCCAAUUAAUUUUCCACAAGAGAAAAAAAAAAUCAAUUUCCAUGAUAUGAAGAUUCUGAUUAACCAGGAUGAAUCUUUUGCUACUUUUGUAAAUAAUUGUUGGAGUUUCAAGAGAGAAAAUAGAAAGAAAAAAAAAAAAAAACUCAACAAGGAAUUUUGGCUAUUUUUU
Molecule: messenger RNA, 662 nt
Organism: Cicer arietinum (chickpea)
Lineage: Eukaryota; Viridiplantae; Streptophyta; Magnoliopsida; Fabales; Fabaceae
Product: FCS-Like Zinc finger 3
Source: RefSeq, a predicted model, not a curated record